AAUUCUGGGGCUGUUCCCCGAUUUAAAAUGGCUGCGCCCUGUGGGCCCCUCGGUGCCCUGUGAGGGGAGGAGGGCGGGCUCUUCCCCAGCUUUGCCAACGCGCACCUCAGCCAUGGCCCUCCGGUCGCGGUGUUGGGAGUUGCUGCCGGUUUGCAGGAACUCUGGACGAAGGGUCGCGGCGCUGUCGACCAGUUCCCCGCCUGCCGAGAAGCCGGGAGAACCCUCGGAGAAUGAAAAUGUUGCCCCAGAAUUCACCAACCGGAACCCCCGGAACCUGGAGCUCCUGGCGGUCGCGAGGAAAGAGCGCGGCUGGGGGACGGUGUGGCCCUCCCGCGAGUUCUGGCACAGGCUGCGAGUUAUAAGGACCAAUCUUCACACGGAGGUGCUAGUCGAGCAUCGCAAUGGCCAGGUGGUGGUCUCGGCAUCCACUCAAGAGUGGGCCAUCAAGCAGCACUUGUACAGCACCAAGAAUGUGGUGGCCUGCAGGAGCCUUGGACAGGUGCUGGCGGGGCGGUGCUUGGAGGCCGGAAUCAGCUUCGUGGUCUUGCAGAUGACUCCGUGGGAGGUGACCUCGCAAUCGAUGAAAGAACUGCAGGACGCCCUGACCGAAGGCGGCGUGGUGCUCAAGGAGCCGCGGAGAAUCUACGAGUGAAGGCGGGGCGUGGCCGCUCACGGGAGCGACUGGCGGUCCAGGCCACGGCACCCUCCCCUUGAACGUGCGUCCUUCACAUCAAGGACUCAAUUUCUCCCACUCUCGGACUCUGGGACGUGAGUCCAGAUCUGAGGAAAACUGUCUGCAGCUGACUGCCCUGGGAAGGGCCGACUGAAUGCUGUCUGUGCGUUGAAGAAUAAAGGCUGAUUCCAAGCUG
Molecule: messenger RNA, 869 nt
Organism: Erinaceus europaeus (western European hedgehog)
Lineage: Eukaryota; Metazoa; Chordata; Mammalia; Eulipotyphla; Erinaceidae
Gene: MRPL18
Product: mitochondrial ribosomal protein L18
Exons: 4
Coding region: 113-652 (179 amino acids)
Biological process (GO): translation
Cellular component (GO): mitochondrion; ribosome
Molecular function (GO): 5S rRNA binding; structural constituent of ribosome
Source: RefSeq, a predicted model, not a curated record